AUGCCUGAGGUUUAUGAUGCUUUUCUCGUCGGUGAUUUCAGUGUACAGAUGUCCAAAAGUAACCCAUUUGGUCAAAACGAGGCCGACAAGAUCAUCGAGAAUACGAUCAACAGGGAUUGCAAGACGAGUGGCGGCUACAUCGGAUUCAGUGCCAAUUUCGCGGCGACUCAGCGGUGGGUCUUGAACAAUUCCAGGCGCAGCUCAUACAGACGACUCUUCCGCGAACAUGUAUGUAUCUCUGCUGCCUACUGAGAACAAGCCCCACAAAGAGCUCUCACCUUCCCAUAUAAGAUCAGACAUGGAAGCUGUAGCAAAUGUGGUUGACGUUUUGGAAAAUGUUUUCUGUAAUCCGUGGAACAGAGACGUCGUGCACCUGAUUAGCCUGUCAACCGGGAUAUCAGCAACUCCUGAGGUCAGAGAUGACCUACUUCAGGCUAAUGAAAAGGGAAAAAGCGCGUCUAGGAAAUUCGUGGAACAGCGAUGCUCAUCUGAUGAAAGUGUUCCCUUUUUUGAUCCUCUGACAAAGCUCAAGCUUAAGUCAUUCAAGAAUCUCAAAGCUAUUACGAAGGUUCGUUCUAAGGAUGCUGUAAUUCCUAUCAAACUAGAUCGAGACGUAUUCGCGAGGAUGGCGUUAUUGGGAUAAUUUCGCAAGAUAGACAUGCGAUUGGUGUUUACAUAUCCUCUCGGACCACUACCUUGGGCGCUAGCAGCUCCUUAUGGACUUCCAAGAAAGACUAACAAAGCCAAGUUAGCUCAGCAACUGGAAAAGCAAGUUUUCAUCAAGGACUGUUAUCCACUCGAUGCUACAAGUAUUUAUGACGGAAUGGCUGUGCUUCAGAAGUUUAAACCACCGCCUGGAGCCACAUUUGCAGUUCUAGCCGAAAGUUUGUUCACAAUGUUAACCAGCAACUCCAGCAAGCGAAUUGACGUUGUCUUCGAUAUUUAUAAGGAUAUCUCCAUAAAGAAUGCAGAAAGAUCGAAACGUGCAACUGGACCAAUAGGGAUUACUUACAAGAACAUCUUGCCCAGUUACCGAGUGAAGAAUUGGAGCAAGAUCCUGAGUCUAUCAGCCAACAAAACUGAGUUAGUGUGGUUUCUCGUGGGUCAAUGGAAACAGGAGCAGUAUCGAGACAAGCUUCUCAACAAAACACUCUACGUAACUGAAGAGGAAACGUGCUGGAAAAUCAGCUCGUCAGAGGCCAGAGUAGUACCAGAGCUGAGAAGCAACCACGAAGAGGCUGAUACCCGUAUGGUCCUACACGCCAAGCAUGCAGGUGGCAAGUGUGUCAUCCACUCAGAAGAUACGGACGUUAUGAUACUACUCAUUGGCCACGCCCACAACCUUGGCAAGUGCUACUUGCAGAAGGGAAAUGGAUCAAAGCGUAGAAUUGUCGGGAUCUCUGAGAUUGCUGAUCAACUGGAAAGGCAAGUAGCAGAUGGAAUUACAAAACAAGAAGCUUGUGAGGCUUUAAUGGGGCUACAUGCGUUAACAGGUCGCGACACAGUGUCAGCCUUCUCUUCGAAGGGCAAAUUGCGGCCAAUGUAG
Paramuricea clavata is the source of this 1546-nucleotide messenger RNA. NCBI's taxonomy places the organism in Eukaryota, Metazoa, Cnidaria, Anthozoa, Malacalcyonacea, Plexauridae. The record is from the annotation of a GenBank genome assembly.